AUGGAAGGGGAGACUUGGUGUUUGUUGCAGUUGCUGUUUGCUCUGUUGGUGGCGUUACCCCUGAAAUCAAGAAAAAGUAUGCCCAUGUUUGUGUCAUUAACCCAACAGCUAGAGUUUGUCGCAAUUGAGGUUCCUGGUUUACUUUUGUUGUUUGGUAAUGCAAGGAGUUUACCAACUGAUAAGCUCAAGAUGAUUUAUAUUUCAAUAAAUGUUGUCUUGCAUAUUAUUCAGAUUUUCAUUUGGAUAUACCUCUGGAUAGAUAACAACAGCGUUGUGGAGUUCUUUGGAAAGACUUUUGUUGCAAGUGCGUCCUUUGUAGCUGCACUAGGCUUCUUGCUAUAUGAAGGAAGGACAUGUUUGAGGAAAAAAAGGAGCAUACUGGAACCCGCAGGCGCUCUUGCUCUUGCUGGAGCUGAGGCAUAA
This is a messenger RNA of Vicia villosa (hairy vetch), 423 nucleotides long. Its product is annotated as tobamovirus multiplication protein 1-like. Gene Ontology annotation, cellular component: plant-type vacuole membrane. The transcript is spliced from 5 exons. Lineage: Eukaryota; Viridiplantae; Streptophyta; Magnoliopsida; Fabales; Fabaceae. The coding region runs from base 1 to 423 and encodes 140 amino acids. The record is from RefSeq and is a predicted model, not a curated record.